CUUUUAAUAACUCUUCCCUCUUUACUGCUUUCAGACCUCCACGACGCAGUUUUGAGAUUUAAUGGGGCUCCUACCAUAGGGUUUCAGAAUGAUGUAGGGGAAAAGACAACAGUCCGCCUUGUUAAUUCCCAGCUUGUAACUGUCGAAGAGCAGAAGUUCCUUACAGAUACGUUGUACAAUACUGGAAUCUUAAUUGUCUGGGAUCCAGCACCUUAUCAUGCUGAAAUUAAUGAGUGGUACAGAAAACCAGACUACAGUUUCUUUGCAAACUACAAGGUGUAUCGUACUAGGCAUCCGGAACAGCCCUUUUAUAUCCUGAACCCAAAAAUGCAGUGGCAGCUCUGGGAUAUUCUGCAGGAGAACUCGCUGGAGGAAAUUCAGCCCAAUCCACCUUCUUCUGGAAUGCUUGGCAUUGUGAUCAUGAUGACCCUCUGUGAUGAAGUGGAUGUUUAUGAAUUCCUCCCUUCCAAACGACAGACAGAUAUCUGCCACUAUUACCAGAGAUACCACGACCGCGCCUGCACCAUGGGUGCUUACCACCCACUGCUGUUCGAGAAAAACUUGGUGAAGCACAUUAACCAAGGCCAAAAUGAGUUAAUUUACACCCAUGGGAAAGUGACUUUGCCCGGUUUCAGAAACAUGCACUGUUAGCAACUCAACUUCUACUGUGCAUAGAUACUUCUGUUGAUUUUCAAGGCACUUUUAGAAGGAUACUGUUGAGAUUGUUAGGCCUAAACAUUGAUGUGCCCUGACAGUUCUUCCAUAAUGCACACCUUACACCCCUUAGGAUUCCUGUGAUGCAACUUCUCCGAUCUGUACAAUAGCAGAAAGAAUUACACAUCCUCCACCACAAUUAUCCAAUAUCUACUGUGUGAACUUCCAGUCAGAUUAGUGGGUCUGAGGGGCUGAGUACCUUCAGCUGUAAUUGGCCACCUGAGUUGUUUUCUAUGCAGUGUAAACCAACGUAUUGCUGGUGUCACUCCACUGAACUCAGUGGAAUUAUGCCAGCAGAAAAUCUGGCCCAUUUUAUAAAAGAAUGGCUAAAAAUAAUCCCAUAGUUCUGGAAUCUUAAAGACAGGCCUACCAUUAUGGACCCACUGUGAAGGCUGCCUGUUAAGAUAGGCAGUAAUUCAACAUGUUAAAAUCUAUUACUUUAAUUAUAGUCCUAACGACCUCGAGAAACAGUCCUUUAUAUUCUGGAAUUGUGAUGGUGAUUCUGCCAAAUCAAGGAGGAAUUGUUCAGUGUCAAUUUAUUUUGAAAUUUUUACCUUUGUAAAAAUUAUGAUGUUCAGUGAAUUGCUAAAUUGAAUUUAAAUGUCUGGUGACCACUCAGUCCAGUUUGUUCAAUGUAGCGUCCUGUUAGGGAAACAGGAUAUUUUAAUUCCAAAUCAUUUUGGGGAAGACUUUUGAAAGGCAUGAAUGGCAGUUUGCAACUGUAAUGGGGGUUGGUGCCCAGUUGCCAUUUGGGCCCUGUGAAAGUCUCCCCAUUAGUAAUUUAGGACAAAAAUGCUACAUAGUCACAGGCAACUAAAUAAGCCAUGGGGCUACUAGCCAGCCGCAGACCAGAUCUCCCCUUCUAGGUUUCAUCAGCUAUCUAAGUUGACCUCUGUUAGCUAUUCCUGACAUUCAGAUAGUGUCUCUCUCUCACACACAUAUACACCCUUUCCAAGUGCACAGGGAAUGAGCACAUUACACUAUCUCUUGAAAUAGCAGCUGGGAAGGGGGAGCUGCACUCUGCUCUUCAAGCCAGUGCAAAAAGGAGGUGGGCAGAGCUUUUUGACUCCUUCCUGCCCCCUUGAUGUGAUUUUUGUCCCCAGAGUUCAUGGAAGGAGUAGUCUUUUUGAUUUCCCCCAAUCAUAGUUUUUCUUUGGUUUGGGCAGAGGGUCACCUCGGUUUGUCUCCAUUCCCUCUGUUCACCUAUUCCAGAUCCACUAUCCCUUUUCUCAUGGUUCAGAUUCAUAGGAUCUUCGCUUCCAAGCUGAAGCCACCAGGUCACACUCUUCUGUUGUGUACACUGGUGUAACCCUACUCAGGUCCAUGGCAUUGUGCCAGUGUAACCAUGGCUGGAACACCUGAUAGGAAGUACAAAUGCUCAACAAUUAAUAUGCUGUUUCAUGAUCCUACCUAUAUUUAUGACAACGUUGAUAUUAUUUAACUUUCCGUCAGUAAUGUCAUUUAUCUGGUUUUGAGUGAUAUGGGUUUUAAUAGUUUUAGGUGUAAGAAGUAGAUGCUACUUUUGCUGUCCAUAAUAUGCAUCACUGUGGUAGGAAAACAGUUGCAUAGCAACAGACUUUGUUCCCAUUGUGAAGAACCCAUUGGGUUAAAUUCUGCCUUCUGUUAAACUUGUAUGUCCCACUGGAUUCAUGGGAGAGCUUGGCCACCAUUGAUCUGGAUCUACAGAGGAACCCUUUCAUCCCAUGUGAAGACCAGUUGACUUUAGUAGGGCUCUGUGCAGAUCCAGUUGCGAGAUCAGGGCUUAGCCGAAUAAAGUCCUAGUGAGAAAAUUCGCAUCAUGGUACUUGUAAAAUGAGAAUUCCUAUUGCUUUUAAUAAAACCUUGUGAAGACAUUGGCUCAGAUUCUGAUCUCCGCAAACCAGUGUAAAUCUAGAGAGGCUACAGUGGAUUUACACCAAUGUAUACGAGAUCAGAAUCUGGUCCAACAUUUAAAUAAUGCUUUUUUAAAUUUCUGUACAGUUCUGCAAAAGCUGUGUCUGGGUAGUAGUGAGUUCCAAUCAGUAACUCAUUACCAAUUUCCAUUGUUGUGCAGAAUGAAACCAUCAAGCUAUUUUCAUUAAUUAUGUAGCAGUAUUUUAAAUUUUAAGUGGAAGUACCAAACUCAUCAUUUUUAAAAAUUUUCUGAACACUGAUCUUUUAAAAUAGUUUGAAAUAAUACUGAAGGAUCCAAAGAAGAUGUACAAUUUGUAAUAAAGUUUGUCUUUUUUUAAA
Molecule: messenger RNA, 2946 nt
Organism: Chrysemys picta bellii (western painted turtle)
Lineage: Eukaryota; Metazoa; Chordata; Testudines; Emydidae
Source: RefSeq, a predicted model, not a curated record